GGGAGAGAUGACGUCACAGCGGCGGGACGUACGCAGGCGGAACGGCGCGGCCAGGAGGAGAGGCUAUGACGACUUCAUGGGGUCAGCCAAAAACGUGAUAAGCGAAUCUGUUGAUGCCGAGGACGGUUAUAACACGAUGGCGUCUUUCCAACGUUCCAACAGCCAUGACAAGGUCAGGAAAAUAGUGGCUGAGGAGGGUCGUACCGCGAGGAAUCUGAUUGCGUGGAGUGUCCCACUGGAGAGCAAAGAGGAGGAUGGAAAACCUAAAUGGCAAAUUGGAGGAAAAUCCAAGAGAAUAACCCAGGGAACUCAAAAAACAACUAAACAGAACACCACAGCAGCCACCAGCGAGAAAAACUUCGACAAAAGCCCCGCCAAAACGAGGCAGCCUCGGAAAGUCGACCUGAGGGCACGUUACUGGGCUUUCCUUUUCGACAACCUGCGACGUGCAGUGGAUGAAAUCUACGUCACUUGUGAAUCGGAUCAAAGUGUGGUAGAAUGUAAGGAAGUGCUGAUGAUGCUAGAUAACUACGUACGGGAUUUCAAGGCUUUGAUUGAUUGGAUACAGCUACAGGAAAAACUGGAGAAGACAGAUGCCCAAAGCAGACCUACUUCCCUGGCCUGGGAAGUAAAGAAGAUGUCUCCAGGACGCCAUGUAAUUUCAAGCCCGUCCACGGAUCGAAUCAAUGUAUCGCCCAAUGCUCGCAGAAGUCUAAAUUUUGGGAGUCCCUCUGCGGCAGUGACGUCGAAUCGUCUCGCUCCAUCAGGGGUCAGCUGGGCAGACAAAGUCAGAGCAAACCAUACGGCACCAGCUGCUGCUUCAGAGACGGCAACAAGGCAAACGUCCAUGCCGACACCAGUGCCGAAGCCUUCGCGGAGAAAUGAACUAAAAGAUGCUGAAGGUUGGGAAACGGUCCAGCGGGGAAGACCUGUGAGAUCCAAAUCUUCCACUUCGGCAAUAAAAACUACUUCAUCUACAGAAUUAUCGAGGCUGCAAGAUGACAGUAACAAAGAGAACGUUGUCCUCCAUCAAGCAGGCAAUAAGCAAAAGAGUUCAUUGACCGAAGACGGUGUACCUAAAAAUGUAGACCCCAUCCUAAAAGAGUCUUGUUGCCUGUCUGAACACCCUCACAUUGAAAGGACUCAAUUCUCAGGCCGUGUACUGGAGGACAUCAAGAUCUCCGACAACAAAAGCUCACAAGAGGGUUCUCCACAGCCAUCUUCUGACGUGCCCGUGGUUCUCAUCGAUGCUGAACACGUUGCUAAAAAUCCACAGGUGGACAAAAUCAUCUCUGCUGUUUCCACUGGCGGAGAAGAGACUCAGGCAGAAAAAAAUAAGGUGGAGAAUGAAAUGGACCCCGCAGAUAUUUCCAACUCUAUGGCAGAGGUUCUCGCGAAAAAAGAGGAAUUAGCUGACCGCCUAGAAAAGGCCAAUGAAGAAGCCAUUGCCAGCGCCAUCGCGGAAGAAGAGCAGCUGACCAGAGAGAUCGAAGCGGAGAACAACGACAUUGAGACGGACAAUGACAGCGACUUCUCUCCCAGCAUGGGUAGCGGAACCAUAUCUUUCUGCGGCAUUUCCAUGGACUGGAAUGACGUUCUGGCAGAUUACGAAGCUCGCGAAUCAUGGCGUCAGAAUAACACUUGGGGUGACAUUGUGGAAGAAGAACCAGCUCGUCCUCCUGGCCAUGGAAUACACAUGCAUGAGAAACUCUCCUCUCCGUCUCGCAAGAGGACGAUAGCAGAAUCGAAAAAGAAACACGAAGAGAAACAGAUGAAGGCUCAGCAGCUGAGAGAGAAGUUGCGCGAAGAGAAAACGCUAAAACUUCAGAAAUUAAUGGAGCGGGAAAAGGAUGUACGGAAAUGGAAGGAGGAAUUACUGGAUCAGAGGCGGAGAAUGAUGGAAGAGAAACUCCUCCACGCCGAAUUUAAGCGAGAAGUGCAGCUGCAAGCGAUUGUGAAGAAAGCGCAAGAGGAAGAGGCAAAGGUCAACGAAAUUGCCUUUAUAAACACUUUAGAAGCCCAGAACAAGCGUCACGACGUUCUGUCCAAGCUCAAAGAAUAUGAACAGAGGCUGAACGAGCUACAGGAAGAACGCCAGCGAAGGCAGGAGGAGAAGCAAGCUCGGGAUGAAGCUGUCCAGGAACGUAAAAGAGUUUUGGAAGCAGAACGGCAAGCUCGGGUGGAAGAGCUGCUGAUGAAGAGAAAAGAGCAAGAAGCUCGAAUUGAACAGCAGCGUCAGGAGAAGGAGAGAGCCCGUGAAGAUGCGGCUCGUGAAAGGGCCAGAGAUCGAGAGGAGAGGCUAGCUGCUCUGACAGCCGCCCAACAGGAGGCCAUGGAAGAACUCCAGAAGAAGAUUCAGCUUAAGCACGAUGAGAGCAUUCGGAGGCACAUGGAGCAGAUAGAGCAGAGGAAAGAAAAGGCAGCUGAACUGAGCAGCGGAAGACACGCAAACACCGACUAUGCCCCCAAAAUGACACCGUACGAGCGAAAAAAGCAGUGUUCGUUGUGCAACAUCUUGAUUUCCUCAGAGGUCUAUCUUUUUAGCCAUAUUAAAGGGAAAAAACAUCAACAAGCAGUGAGAGAGAAUAGCAGCAUUCAAGGGCGGGAGCUUUCGGACGAAGAAGUGGAGCACCUGUCAUUAAAGAAGUACAUUGUGGAUAUCGUAGUAGAAAGCUCAGUCCCGACAGAGCCCUCGAAAGAUGGCGAGGAGCGCCAGAAAACCAAAAAGAAGGCCAAGAAGCUAAAGGCACGGAUGAGCUCAAGGGCCAAGGAGUACGAAAGUGUCAUGGAAGCAAAAAACACCUCCUCUGAAUCCCCGUAUAAAGCAAAGCUGCAGCGAUUGGUAAAGGAUCUGCUAAAGCAGCAACAAAUUCAAGACAGCAACAAAGUUUCCGCUCUGGAUAGGAUUUUAGGAGAGAUUUCGCGCAUUCUGGAAAAAGAGAAUGCUGCUGAUCUGGUGAUGUUUCACGCGGCAGGGGGAUUUACAGCUCUGGAGCAGAUCCUUCAAGCGGUGCUCACUUCUACCAAUCUGAACGCCGUUCCACGAAUUCCUCUGAAGUCACUCUGUGGCGCAGUAAACGCUUACCACCUGGCCUGCAGCAACUGUGCGGAAAACUGCACCUACGUUUUGUUCAGUAACAAGAUUACUUUUUUGACGGACUUGCUGAUGCACCAGUUAAUGGUUUAUGUUCCAGAUGACCUUAAUGCCACUUUGGGAAGGAUGGCCAACAAGCAAGUGUUUGAAGGUCUAACAACAGGCGUUCUAAAAGUCGUGGCUGUUGUGUUCCGGUGUCUGAUCUCCAGUGUACCUUACGGAAACAAUCAAAACUGUGCCCCAAAGUGGAUUCAGGAAAUGAAAAACAAGACUUCGCCUCUUGAAGCCUUUAACAGUAGGAUACAAGACCUCAUCAGCUAUGUGGUGCAUAUUGGAUUAAUAGAAAAGCUGAGCUGCUGUUUCCUAUCUGUCCAAGGCCCGAUUGAUGAAAAUCCCAAAAUAGCAACUUUCUUGCAAAACGCCACCGCAGCCUUGCAUGGGAUGUGCCAGUUGUGUUUUGCUGUCAAUGGAAGGUCUUGGAACAUAUUUGAUAACCCCCGUCAAGAUCCCAUGGGAUUCACGGCAGCUCUCGAGGCCACGGACCUGGUUGGAGUCUUGCACAUGCUAUACUGCAUUCUCUUCCAUGGCACCAUUGCGGACACAAGCACCGCAUGCCCCAAAGAGAGUUACUCAGAGAACACCAUCCAAGUGGCUCUUCAGAGUUUACGCCUCUUCAAUAGUUUUGCUAUUCUUGACCUGCCAGCUUUCCAGUCCAUUGUGGGCGCCGAAGGACUGUCGCUUGCGUUCCGUCACAUCGUGAGCUCUCUGUUGUGGCAUUGUUCCCAGCACACCUGCGAAGUUCUGCUCCACGAAGUCAUUGUUUGUGUUGGGUACUUCACCGUAAACCACCCGGAUAAUCAGGUGAUUGUCCAGUCCGGUCGCCAUCCCACCGUCUUGCAAAAGCUCUGCCAACUGCCCUUCCAGUAUUUCAGUGAUCCUCGCUUAAUCAAAGUACUCUUUCCGACGCUAAUAGCGGCUUGCUACAAUAACCCGCAGAACAAGAUAAUUCUGGAGCAAGAGAUGAGCUGCAUUUUGCUUGCCACAUUCAUUCAGGAUUUCACGCAAAAUUCCAGCCAAGCAGACAAACAGCCUUCUCAACAAAGGGAAAAGAUCUUCAGCUCCCAAGAUUUUCUCGAGCUCUCCAACCGGUUCCCUCAGCAGACUUGGGAAGAAGCUCGGCAGUUUUUCUUAAAGAAAGAAAAAAAAUAAGUUUUUUAUUUAAACUUUCAAAAAAUCUAGCAUUUCAAGUGCUACACCAAUUUCUUACAUUCUUCAAGGAGCUGUUCUAAAAAUCCUUUUUAUAUUCAAAAUGCAUAUAUUGUAGAUAUAUAUUGAUUAUAUAUAUAUAUAUAAUAUAAUUUGCACUAUUUGUGUUCAUAAGAAGUGUACAUAUUUAAAACUCAGUGUUGUCAUUUUGAAAAGUUGUUUUUUGCAUUAAUAUAUUUGACGUUACGGUUCCUGGCACCUUAAUUCCUUAAGGCAUAACAUCUCUUGCACUGUAAAAUUGCUGAUACUCUAAAGCUUGGAGGGUGGGUAAGAUUCAUAGGAAGUUUCUCCUGCGCAGACUCAGCCAAAUGGAACGAGGACAACGCUAGCUUGCGUAGAAGAACUGCCUGGUGGAUUGGACCCUGCGUUCCAUUCCGUAUAAACUGUCAAUAAAAUAACUUAUUCCGUUUGCGUCAUGUGCCCCAAUACAGUUUGUUAUAUUUAGAAAGCACAAAGUUGAUAAAAUGUAAAUGAAUCUGAACACUAGAAUAUUUAAGCUUGUUGAGACAUGGUUUCCAGUUUACUGUAAAUGUUGUGCGUUUUUGCAGGAAAAUCUGUACAGUUUACAAGAGUUGUUUUCUUCGACCAUCAACUGGUCAGUUUUCACUAAACUUAUUAAAAGAAAUAUUUCAAUUGUU
Messenger RNA from Eublepharis macularius, 4998 nucleotides. RefSeq names its product S-phase cyclin A associated protein in the ER (gene SCAPER). Gene Ontology annotation, molecular function: nucleic acid binding; zinc ion binding. Lineage: Eukaryota; Metazoa; Chordata; Lepidosauria; Squamata; Eublepharidae. The coding region runs from base 8 to 4303 and encodes 1431 amino acids. The transcript has 32 exons. The record is from RefSeq and is a predicted model, not a curated record.